AUGCUAGAUAUGCAGGAUGAAGCGGUCCAAGUCCGUGGGGAUCCUCCCGCAUACUGGAGAGAAGGCAUGGGCUUUGCCAAAGAUCGCUGGGAACAACGAGUAUUGCCACUACGGCCUCAGGGUCUGCCCGUUCCAUCAGAGGACAUUGGCUAUUUUGACCGCUCAUUCAAUGACGCCGUUCUGGAAGAAAGGGCCGACCCAGAGCAAUUGGCUGUGUUCCACUUGCGAGGCACUGGCCCCGAAGGUGUCAGUGCGGCGGUCAAGGCAUUGGGUGGGGACGACAUGAGCUUGUCCCUAAUGCUUUCUCCACAUGGCAACAUGGGGACUGCGCAGAGGUACCAUACUCGUGAAGAGAUUUAUCUGACCGACGCUCGACCGCCUGCAUUCGCAAAUCCGCCUGCAGAUCUGCAGUGCUCAGUCUGCUAUGGCAUACUGUCUCAUCCAGUGAAGGUCACUUGUGGGCACAAAUUCUGUUAA
Molecule: messenger RNA, 477 nt
Organism: Mycena citricolor
Lineage: Eukaryota; Fungi; Basidiomycota; Agaricomycetes; Agaricales; Mycenaceae
Source: the annotation of a GenBank genome assembly